CACUGAGCCCAAUUAGCGGCCACAUGUGACCACAGAGGUGGACGUGUACCUGUGUGAGAGGGAUUAGCAGUCAGCGUAUAAAAGAGACACCAGGAGACCAAACGGCACUGAAUCGCCAAGUGAAGAGCAGAGAAGAAGUGAGACACACAGCAUCAGCUGAAAUUAACAAUGGCAGACGCAGCAGUUGCAACCCCCGCCGACAAGAAGGCACCCCCCAAGUUCAAGCAGAGGACCACCCGCACCUUCAAGAGCAAGGCACCUAAGCCCGGACAGAAGGGAUUCGGAGACGACAUCCCCGGCAUGGAGGGUCUGGGCACAGACAUCACGGUGGUUUGUCCUUGGGAGGCCUUCGGUGACAUGGAGCUCAGUGAUCUGGCCAAAUACGGAAUUGUCUAGAAGGCUUCCUGAAGCGGUCCUCUUCUCAGCGCUCUUAUACCUCACACCUCUUCUCCACUUUCCUCAUCACCACUUGUCCCAAACGACCUGAUGUCUUUCCUGUGUUAGGCACAACAUGGAACCUUGGGAAACUUUCCAAGUGUCCCACUGGAUCCCAAAUUGUUAAAAUAUGCAAACAUAUUUAAAUAAGCUUUAACUGAGGAUACUGAAGUAUCACGUUGCACUUAUUUAAUCACUACCAGCCCCCAUUGCCCAUCCUUACCUGCCUUUACCACUCCAUUGCACCCCGCCCUUCUUCUUGUACAGCUAUUUGUGGAAGAAAUAUAUUUUUAUUUUUAUGAACUAUGUGAAUGGCAACAUGGACACAGUCUCUUCUGUAGGAAUGGGAGUUACAGUUGAAUAGAACUGUCAAUAAAUGUCCCCAAAUAACAA
This is a messenger RNA of Hippocampus comes (tiger tail seahorse), 828 nucleotides long. Its product is annotated as retinal cone rhodopsin-sensitive cGMP 3',5'-cyclic phosphodiesterase subunit gamma-like. The record is from RefSeq and is a predicted model, not a curated record. The transcript has 3 exons. Gene Ontology annotation, molecular function: cGMP binding; 3',5'-cyclic-nucleotide phosphodiesterase activity. Gene Ontology annotation, biological process: positive regulation of epidermal growth factor receptor signaling pathway; visual perception; positive regulation of G protein-coupled receptor signaling pathway. NCBI's taxonomy places the organism in Eukaryota, Metazoa, Chordata, Actinopteri, Syngnathiformes, Syngnathidae. The coding region runs from base 169 to 396 and encodes 75 amino acids. Gene Ontology annotation, cellular component: photoreceptor outer segment membrane.